Caretta caretta (loggerhead turtle) is the source of this 968-nucleotide messenger RNA. Lineage: Eukaryota; Metazoa; Chordata; Testudines; Cheloniidae. The record is from RefSeq and is a predicted model, not a curated record.
CUGUGAGUUUAGGCCUUGUGAGGUUAGCAAUCCCUGUGAGAAUGGAGCUGUGUGCAUACAAGAGAUGGAUUUGGACAUUUUUCCCCUUGGAUUCCAGUGUCAGUGUAUGAAGGGCUUUGCAGGUCCACGCUGUGAGAUCAAUGUCAAUGAGUGCAGCUCCAGCCCUUGCCUCCACGGAUAUUGCUAUGACAUUGUUGACGGCUUCUAUUGUUUGUGCAACCCUGGAUAUGCAGGACUGAAAUGUGACCAGGACGUUGAUGACUGUAUUCUGAAUGCUUGUGACCACAAUUCUACAUGCAUGGACCUGCAUCUGGCUGUGAAAGGCUGAAGGGUGAGGAAAGGAGAAAGGAACAAGUCAACUUGAUGUUUCAGCUAAACCUGAAGAUAAGGAGCUGACUCCAGCCCAAGGCCAUUGCACACACUCUGAUACCUGCCAAGACAGAAGGGGAGGAGUCUACCCCUCCCCCCCCAUCACCUCCAACCAGCCAUGAGAAAGGAGAAUUGCUGAACAAAAUUUCAGGGGCUGUGAAAAGGAGUGAGACAACAAGGUCAGCGAGAGAAAAAUAAGCGUCUCAAAGCCCUGAAGCUGGUGUGUUUUGGGAAAGCUGAGAAAGCCAUGGAUGGCCGGUUCGAACUGGUAUACGGAGCUUGGGGAACAAAGGUCCAGGAGGGAGAUGCCUCCAAGAGACCCAAGGAACUUAAAAACCCGCCUGGGAGCUGAGGCAAAUUGGAGAUCAACAGCGGAUCCUGGACAACCCAUGCACGGGACAAGAACUUCCGUCCACCUCUCCCCCUCUUCUUCUUACGUUACACUCAGGCUUGGCCAACCUCAGGUAGUGUGGGUGUGUCAUAAAUAUAAAGGGAAGGAUAAACACCUUUAAAUCCCUCCUGGCCAGAGGAAAGACCCUUUCACCUGUAAAGGGUUAAGAAGGUAAUAUAACCUCGCUGGCACCUGACCAAAAUGACCA